Molecule: messenger RNA, 3645 nt
Organism: Asterias rubens (European starfish)
Lineage: Eukaryota; Metazoa; Echinodermata; Asteroidea; Forcipulatida; Asteriidae
Product: sodium/glucose cotransporter 5-like
Exons: 17
Coding region: 732-2690 (652 amino acids)
Biological process (GO): transmembrane transport
Cellular component (GO): plasma membrane
Molecular function (GO): D-glucose:sodium symporter activity
Source: RefSeq, a predicted model, not a curated record
UGCAAGCUACAGGCUAGUACGUAAUUGCCACUCCUCCUUAAAAGGAGAGUGUCACCAUAAUCGCCAAGGCCCCAAUUGGUAAACACUAUGCAGUUACUUGUAGCACUGGUAGGCCUACGUGUGUUUGUUGCUCAAUGGUUUGUCACGUCAUCUCCACAUAAAGAAGAAACUGACAGCAGUGUCUGAAGCGUGACCAAAAAGCAUUCAUUAAGAUGUAGAUGUUCCCUCACAAGCCUCAGGAAUUUCACCCCAAGGGUAACAGCAGGCCGUGACACAACCCUGGUCCCUGGGCACCGCUCCCACGACCCACCCCCUAAACCCAUGCACAACGAUAGCAAGGCCUCGCUCACGCUUUCUUGUCCACAUGUACAUGUAAUUAAGUUGUAAACUCGCACAGCAAAUGUUGCAAGACCAAAAGUUGAGCUCCAAAAAGCAAGGAUCGAAACCAGCACAGUAAAGGCUUAUUGAAAUUCCCGUGAAUUUAACAUUCCGUAAAAUUAGAAUUCUACAGUAGGACUUAUUUGUAUCUGUACAGAUCUGUACGACAUAAGCACUGGGAACUAUUGGCAUUUUUGCACCAACUGUCGUUAGCUGAUUCCCAGCAGCCUGUUGUGUUUACGGUUCAACUCUUGUGGAAUGCAGAGAAGAAAACGCGUGUGCUCCACGUAAGAAUCAAACCACCUGUGUCUUCAUCACGUAGAAGCAACAGUUACCAUAGAUAACAUCUCACCAUGGCUGAGUUUGUGAACCGUAUAGACGUUGCAGAUUAUGUGAUCAUUGGGCUGUACUUCUUUUUUGUUGUACUCGUUGGAUUGUGGUCCAUGUACCGAUCCAACCGCACCAAUGCUCAGGGGUAUUUUCUUGCGGGAAAGACAAUGUCGUGGUGGCCGGUCGGCGCUUCCCUGUUUGCCAGCAAUAUCGGCACGGGUCAUUUCAUCGGUUUGGCAGGGACCGGUGCCGCCGCUGGUCUCGCAGUUGGACUUUUUGAGAUCAUGGCUGUUUGGUGUUUGAUCGCUCUCGGAUGGAUUUUUGUCCCGGUCUACUUGUCAGCUGGGGUUUAUACAAUGCCGGAGUAUCUGCGCAAGCGCUACGGAGGGCAGCGUCUACGUAUCCUGUUAGCGGUCUUCUCGCUCUUUCUCUACAUCUUCACCAAGAUCUCGGUUGAUAUUUUUGCUGGUGCGAUCUUCAUUCAGUUGGCCUUCAACUGGAACCUCUAUACAUCCAUUAUUGUACUGUUGGUGGUGACUGCCAUCUACACAAUAGCAGGUGGACUGGCUGCCGUGAUCUACACAGACGCAUUGCAAUCUUUCAUCAUGGUCGUUGGGGGCGUAGUGCUAAUGGUCAUCAGUUACAUCGAGGUUGGCGGCAUGGAAGAACUGCAAAUUAAGUACUUUCAGGCUAUCCCAACUGACACGACAGAGGGCCUCCUCAAUUUGACUUGCGCUUAUCCUCGACCGGACGCCUUUAACAUAAUGAGAGAUCCUCUGAAUUCGGACCAGCCGUGGCCAGGAGCUGUAAUCGGCAUCACCUUCAUUGGCGUCUGGUAUUGGUGUUCAGACCAGGUGAUUGUACAACGAGCGCUAGCCGCGAAGAAUAUGAGCCACGUGAAGGGCGCCACCAUUCUGGCAGGCUUCCUGAAACUGCUACCGAUGUUCAUGAUCGUCAUCCCAGGCAUGAUUGCUCGGGUUCUGUUUAAAGAUGAAGUAGCGUGUAUUGGUGCAGAAAGCUGUUUAGCCGCUUGUGGUUCUGAAGUGGGUUGUUCUAACAUCGCUUACCCUAAACUCGUCCUCGAACUCUUACCAACAGGUCUUCGUGGUUUAAUGGUUGCCGUGAUGAUGUCUGCCCUGAUGAGUUCACUGACGUCCAUCUUUAACAGUGGUAGUACAAUCUUCACUAUGGAUAUCUGGCGCCGCAUACGACCACGGGCUCAUAACUGGGAAUUGAUGAUUGUGGGAAGGUUAUUCAUCGUAGUCUUGCUUGGUAUCAGCAUCGUGUGGAUACCAGUGGUUCAGGCGGCCCAGGGUGGACAGCUCUUCAUCUACAUCCAGUCUCUGCAAUCAUACUUUGCUCCUCCUGUCUUCACGUGUUUCGUCAUGGGCAUAGCGUGGGGAAGAAUCAACGAAAAGGGAGCAUUUUGGGGUCUUGUCUGUGGUAUCCUACUAGGAAUACUGCGAAUGGUAUUGGAUAUCAUUUACCCCGCUCCUGCUUGUGGUGUUUUAGACGACACCAGGCCAGCAUUCGUUGCGAACAUCCACUUCCUGUACUACAACUGCAUUGUGGGAGCUGUGUCUAUGUCCGUCACUGUUGUUGUUAGUCUCCUGACCAAGGAGUUGCCACCGGAACAUGUGUUGGGCAUGACCUAUGCCACCCGAGGGAAGAGGAACAUCUACAAGAAAGGUACAAAACUUGCAGAUGAAGACGAGGAAGUCACUGAUAAUGUUUCCCUGGAAAUGAAGAAGAGCAAAAAUGCAGAAGACUUUGGAAACACGGAGAAAACGGAAGAUCUUCAGUUACCCCUAUGGCGAAGAGGUGUCUACUGGUGUUGUGGUUACUCAUCCGAAGCAAAAGACGCCGAGGUGCCAGACCUGGUUGCGUCACUGCAUGAGAAGAAAACAUGGCGGAUAGUGACACUGGUACUCGCCGUUAUAGUUUUCGGAGCAAGCAUUGUCAUCAAUGUUAUCUACUGGUGAAGGAUAACUGGUAUCCCAACAAAGCAGUCCAGGGCGCUCAUAGUUUGUUUCGUAGAUCUUUUACUCAUUAUUUACCUAUAUCUACUUUCCAUUAUUUGUUCUUCAUUGUAGUAUUUUAAUGCAAACUAGAGUAUAAUAAACAAUGCUGCUAUAACAAGUGCCACCCAGGGUCUGUCAAUAAAACAGAAGAUGAGGGGUGCGUUCGAUUAGUUUCCCCGUGUCGAUCCCGUCUGCCUCCGGUGCGUUCGAAUAGCUUUGACGUCAUUCCAGGGGCUCACCCGGGUCAGCCCCCAGUAUUUGUGGAACGGGUAACUUGGGGCCGCUGGCUCGAGGUGCAAGACGUCACCACUCACCACGAGAGGGCAAGUGUGAUCGUUCGAUUAGCUUUUGCCAGGGGCUCACCCGACGAGUGAGCAUCGCGGGGUCAAUACAGAUGGGGAAGCUAAUCGAACGCACCCAAAUGAAAGUAAGAUUUUGUAACUUUGCAUGGUACAAUAAUGAAGACUAUCAAGUGAGGUUUGCGGAUACACUGUGCUCAAAACUCUCGCUGCGAGUUUGUGCGCUUGUUCUGAAGCGAACCGGUGCACCGUGGUGGUGGUUAACCGCCCAAGAGGUGACAAUACGCGUCUUUGGUUCAGAACCACCACAAGUCAUAGACAGUUUUUUGAAGGGCAUUCUCGGUGUCUCCGCAACUCCCUGGAUUAUAUCCUGGAAAAUUAGUUUUUCUAAGGAAUUUUUGCAAGUCUCCCUGUUUGUUGAAAACACGUACACAUUCGUUUAUGUUUAUGUUUUUUUUAGUAGGAAGUUGUAGUAGACCUGACAGUUAAUCUUUUAUUCAAAUUGGUAGAAACACUGGCCGUCUGUUUUCCCUUCCAACUUGUUUUACCGUUCUUUUAGGUUGAGUCGAGUAGUUUAUAUUAAGAUACACGAUUUUUAUAGUAGUUCAAAUAAUAUA